UUUUGAAUUUUUGAGGGAGGAGGAUAACCGGGAGCAUUGGAGCACCGAAGGUUAAGAAGUCUGGUUAAAGCGGGGUUAGUUUUUGUGUUUGUGGGUGUUUCAAAUUGAGGAGAGAUUCGCAGUUGAAUUGCAAAUGGAAAUGGCAAGGUGUGGUUAUGGAUGUGUUGUGCUCUGAUCUUUGAUCGGAGACAUUUAUUAUGUUUCCAGAAAAUCUGAGAGUGCGCCGUUAUAGACAUCUUUCGGCGGGUGGCGGGAGCAUUGCGCUGAAUUAGUUUUUGCUGUGGGAGGUGCAGAGGAGACGGAGAUCCAUCCGACUAGGGUUUUGGUUUUCAUUUUUUUUUCUCGACCACUUCAGCGCACAGUUCAUGCAGAUCAGCCUUCAAUUUUUUGACGCGGAUUGAAUGGCAAGAAUUUUCUGGCCAGGGUUUUGUUCAUAUCUGAUGCAUGCGGGCUUGCAUGUUUUUCAUUGGCGAGAGGUGCAUCCAGAUUUUCAGUUCGAAUCGUGCUUUCAAUUAUAGAGGUACUCUUAUGCUUCGUUCCUGUCAAUUUUGUAUUUUUUUGUUGAAACCCUAAAGUUUAGUUUCGGACAAGGGCCUGUUGUCAAAUACUGCGUGGGGAUGGUUUAGUGUGAUAGGUGAUGUGAUGAGAGUCUGAAAGAGACAGUAAAGGUUACACAGUAAACAUUAGACAGUAGGCUGGUUAAUCGAAUUGGGUUGUCAUAAGUAGGAAGGUAUUAAUUGGCAAUGGAGUGUAAUAAGGAUGAGGCGGUAAGGGCGAAAGAGAUUGCAGAGAAGAAGUUUGUCGGAAGAGACCUUAUGGGUGCUCAAAAGUUUGCUCUCAAGGCACACCAUUUGUACCCCGAGUUGGAUGGGCUGGCCCAGAUGAUGGCUGCUUUGGAGGUCCACAUUGCUGCAGAGAAUAAAGUCAAUGGGGACAUGGAUUGGUAUGGGAUACUUAACGUUAAUCAAUUUGCUGAUGAAGCCACUGUGAGAAAGCAGUACAGAAAAUUGGCUCUGCUCCUCCAUCCGGAUAAGAAUAAGUCUGUUGGAGCAGAUGGCGCUUUCAAGAUUUUGUCUGAGGCGUGGAGCAUACUCUCAGACAGAGUGAAGAGACUUUCUUAUGAUCAGAAAAGAAAAGGGUUUCAGCAGAGGCCUUCGCAACCACAGAAACCAGCGUCGACCACAUGCCCUGAUGGUAAUGCUUCUAGUGUUAAUAAUGGGUUCUACAAUUUCAAUGUAUUCAACAGUUUCACUCGCUGCCCUACGCGGCAACCUGCUCAUGCUCAAACGACUGCUCAUCCUCCUACUACUGCGUCUGCUCCCACACAUAAUCCUCCAACUGGUCCUAUGCCUCGGCCAACUCCACUUGCCCCAAGACCUCCACCUCAGCAGAGGACAACCACAUUUUGGACUGCCUGCCCCUUUUGCAAGAUGCAAUAUGAGUAUCUCCGAGUGUAUGAAAAUCAGAAUCUGUUGUGCCCAAAUUGCAAGAAGGCUUUUUGUGCUGUAGAGACAACAGCAAACAACAUGAGUGAACCCACUCCUUCCGGUUUCCAGUGGUCUUCUAAUCCCCGACCUAGCCAAGGGCAACAAAAUUAUCCAAACCACUCUGCUUAUGGCACGGGAACUGCAGGGUUUGCGAGUGGACCAAGAGUUGAUUCGUAUCAAAAUCUUAAUAAUCCUUGGCGUCCUUUUACAAGGCCAGUAGGUGCGGCGACUGUUUCAUCUGCCACAGCUGCAGCAGCAGCAAAUGUUGUACAGCAGACUUAUGAGAAAGUGAGAAGAGAGCGUGAGGAGGCUCAGGCAGCAGCAAAAAUGAAGGAUCAAUUACAGAGAAAACACAGUCACUUAAAGAAAUCUUCAACUGAAAAACAUUCAAGACAUGUACCUGGAAGUAUAUUUCCUGGUACCAACCAGGGGACUUCAGUGCAAAUGGCAGCUACCAAGGGCAUGUUAAAGUCCAAGAAGAAGAGAAAACGCAAAACAGAUAGUGAUUCAUAUGAUGAUUCUGAUGAUUCUGCUGAAGAAGAAUUUAUGCAGAUGCAUGUGGAGAUGAAUGGAAAAGGUAUGUGUGGUACAUCAGGGCAUAAAUCUUAUCAAGCUGGGAUGAAUUUUGACAGCAGAGUUGAUGCUGCUGGUGAAAAGACAAAUAAUGGCUAUAAUGGUUUACAUAAAGAUGAGCAGAAGCAAGGAGCCUGGGAUUCAUGUAAUGUUAAGACCCCAAACGUAAGUAAAUUUAGCAAAGCACUAGGCAAGCCUCAAUGGAAUAGGGAUUUCUCAUCACAUGACAUCCGUAAUGUGUUGAUGGAGAAGGCAAGGAUGGAUAUCCGAAAACAUCUUCAUGAGUGGAAAAGGACUGCAGAGCGUGCAGCAGCAGCAAAGGCAAGUGCUUCCUUACCGAUUACCUGCAGUGAGGAAGAGUCAAAGGCGGUUAAAACUGAGAUGAGAGAAACUCAAAACAUUCCUGGGGUGCAGCAAGCAGAUGAUGCAAAAAAGGCCACUAAGCUCAAUGACAUCAUUCAUUCAGGAAAUUCCUUAGAUGACCCAGAUGCCAAGGUUGCCGAUCCAGUGUCUAUGACUGUUCCAGAUCCUGAUUUUUAUGACUUUGACAGAGAUAGGACAGAAGAAUGCUUUAAGGAAAAUCAGGUGUGGGCUGCAUAUGACGAUGAUGAUGGAAUGCCCCGGUUUUAUGCAUUGAUUCAAAAGGUUGCCUCUUUAAACCCAUUCAAACUUCAAAUUAGCUGGUUGGAUGCAAGGAACAAUAAUGAUCUUGCUCCUAUUGAGUGGAUAGAUGCUGGGUUUACAAAAACAUCUGGAGAUUUUAGAGCAGGAAAGGGGAGAAACCAAGAUAAUCUCAAUGUUUUUUCUCAUAUUAUUAAAUGGGAGAAAGGUCCAAGGGGAAUUAUAAAAAUUUUCCCCAGGAAGAGUGAUGUUUGGGCUCUUUAUCGUGAAUGGUCUCCGAUAUGGAAUCAAUCUACUCCAGAAGAAGUCAGACACAAGUAUGAUAUGGUACAAGUCGAAACUGAUUUCACAGAGGAGCUUGGUGUGAGUGUCAUUCCUCUUGUUAAAGUAGCUGGAUACAAGACUGUGUUUAAAAAGCAAGUAGAUCCUGGGACAGUUCGAUGGGUGCCAAAGAAAGAACUUUUUAGAUUUUCACAUCAGGUUCCUGCAAGGAUACUUACCGGAGAGGAAGCUGAGGAUAUACCCAAAGGAUGCAUGGAAUUGGAUCCUGCAGCAACCCCAUUGGAAUUACUUCAAGUGAUUAAAGAUGAGGACUGUAGGUGAGGAAAAUUGUAGAGCAGCAUAAGAAUACUGAAUUUUUCUGAUGUCAAUGACCUCCAGUCUUAAUGGCUUGAACCUGUUCUAUGGAAAAUAUGAAUGUAACAUACAAUUUGACAGUUACAAUGGUGAACUGAGCCUCUUGAGACAUUCUUUAUGUUUUUUGAAGAGGAGACUACUCUGCAUAGUGUCCAAAUUCUGAGCAAAUAUUUGUAUAUCCUAUCAAUGGGGCAGGGUGUGUAUUAUCUUUCACUUCAAUAGGGGGCAUUGCCAUGACUUUGAGGUCUCAAUUUUGUUUGCACAUUUGGUAGAGAAAAUCUGUAUCUUGCGCCAAGUAACGACUUUCAAUUUAUGCAGACUGUAGUUUAUUGAGUUUGCUGGUUGAAGCCAAACAACAGGAGGGUGGAGUUACACAUUCUUGCAAUCUAAAUGCGAAAGAGUUUUGCAAUAUUUUACAUCAUACAA
Messenger RNA from Cryptomeria japonica (Japanese cedar), 3743 nucleotides. RefSeq lists its product as uncharacterized. The record is from RefSeq and is a predicted model, not a curated record. Bases 744 to 3284 code for a protein of 846 amino acids. Lineage: Eukaryota; Viridiplantae; Streptophyta; Pinopsida; Cupressales; Cupressaceae. The transcript has a single exon.